Messenger RNA from Colletotrichum fioriniae, 906 nucleotides. Its product is annotated as NADPH-dependent 1-acyl dihydroxyacetone phosphate reductase. Gene Ontology annotation, cellular component: endoplasmic reticulum; lipid droplet. Gene Ontology annotation, biological process: triglyceride catabolic process; phosphatidic acid biosynthetic process. Lineage: Eukaryota; Fungi; Ascomycota; Sordariomycetes; Glomerellales; Glomerellaceae. The record is from RefSeq and is a predicted model, not a curated record. Gene Ontology annotation, molecular function: acylglycerone-phosphate reductase (NADP+) activity; triacylglycerol lipase activity.
AUGAGUCCAUGUCCACGCCCUCGCCAGAAGACAGUCCUCGUAACAGGCUGUUCCCUCGGCGGUAUCGGCCAUGCGUUGUGUCAGACGUUCCGAAAACAAGGGCUCCAUGUCAUCGCAACCGCUCGCAGAGAGGAUGUAAUCGCCGAACUAGUUGCCGAAGGCUUUGACGCGCUGCAGUUAGACGUGGCAAGCGAGGAAAGCAUAGCUGCUUGCCACAAACAAGUUCAAGAUAGAACAGGAGGCAGGCUGGAUAUCCUCGUUAACAACGCUGGACGGAUUCACAUCUCCCCGGCCACAGAUUUAUCCAUAUCAGACGUCCGCGCCACCUUUGAGACAAACGUCUUUGGCGUCAUGGCCAUGGUCAAGGCCUUCGCAGACCACCUAAUCGCGGCGCGGGGCCUAAUCAUCAACAUCUCCUCCUGCGCGGCCGUGACGCCGUAUAUGUUCGCGUCGGUCUACUGCGCCAGCAAGGGCGCCAUCGCGAGCUACAGCCGCACCCUGCGACAGGAGCUGCGGCCCUUUGGGGUCCGCGUCAUGGUCGCCAUGGCGGGCACUGUCAAGUCUAGGAUCGCUGAGAAGCCGCAGCCUAGUCUCGCGCCGGGGUCGCUUUACGCCAAGAUGGGCGGUCUGUACGCGCGAUACGUCCACCUGAGCCAGGAGGAGGGGGCAACGGAUACGGAGGUGUUUGCGGAGGAGCUGGUUGGUAAUGCGCUGAAGUCUGAGGGCGGGUUCCUUGGGCGGCCGGACUGGUUGUGGUGCGGUGGUAUGUCGAGGAAGAUAUGGUGGGCGUUGAAACUGUUUGGGGAAUGGGUCAUUGAUUGGCAGACUUGGCAAAUGUUUGGGCUGGCGAAAUUGCAGAGAAUUGUCGAGGACGAGAGAAUCGCGAAUGAUUCAAAGCGCGACUGA